Ilyonectria robusta is the source of this 1215-nucleotide messenger RNA. Its product is annotated as major facilitator superfamily domain-containing protein. The record is from RefSeq and is a predicted model, not a curated record. Gene Ontology annotation, cellular component: fungal-type vacuole membrane. Bases 1 to 1215 code for a protein of 404 amino acids. The transcript has 3 exons. Gene Ontology annotation, biological process: transmembrane transport. NCBI's taxonomy places the organism in Eukaryota, Fungi, Ascomycota, Sordariomycetes, Hypocreales, Nectriaceae. Gene Ontology annotation, molecular function: transmembrane transporter activity.
AUGGCUCCGACCGACUUCCCGGACGGCGGUCGUGAGGCCUGGCUUGUGGUGUUUGGCGGCUGGUGUGCGCUGUUCUGCACCUUUGGCUUGGUCAAUUGUGUCGGUGUAUUCCAGGCGUACUAUGUUCGGGGCCCGUUGAAGGACUAUGAUAGUUCGGCUGUAAGCUGGAUCAUGUCCGUCCAGGUCUUCUUCAUGAUCUUUUCGGGAGCCAUCUUCGGCCUAAUCUUCGACAACUACGGCCCGCGAUGGCUCCUAUAUUGCGGUACCGUUGCCUACGUCUUCGGCCUGAUGAUGGUGUCGCUGUCGUCCGAGUACUACCAGUUCUUCCUCGCCCAGGGCAUCGUCGCCUCCAUCGGCUCCAGCGCCGUCUUCAAUGCCUGCAUGUCGUCGCUGGUGACGUGGUUCUUCCGCCGCCGCGCCGCUGCCUUCGGCAUCAUGGUCUCGGGCUCAUCGCUCGGCGGUGUCGUCCUGCCCAUCAUGAUGGACAAGAUGAACCACUCGGUCGGCUUCCCCUGGAUGAUGCGCACCAUGGCCUUCAUGUUCCUCGCCCUCCUCACCAUCUCCUGCUUCACCGUCAAGUCGCGGCUGCCGCCCAAGACCAGGCGCUUCAUCUUUAUCGACUAUGUCAAAGGCCUCAAGGACCUUCGCCUGUCCGUCACCAUCUUCGGCUUCUUCCUCUUCAUGUGGGGCAUGUUCUUGCCCUUCAAUUAUGUUAUCCUUCAAGCCGAGGCUGCUGGCGUGUCGCAGACUCUCAUCCCGUACUUACUGCCCAUCCUCAAUGCUGUGAGCAUCUUCGGCCGUAUCAUUCCAGGCAUCAUUGCCGACAAGGUCGGUCGAUACAACGUCAUGAUUGUCAUCACCUUCAUCUCGGCACUCUUCUGUCUCGCUGUCUGGAUUCCCGUCAAGGACACCGCGGGCAUCAUCGUCUUCGCCAUCAUCUUUGGCUUCUCGUCUGGCGGUUUCAUCGGUCUGGCUCCCACUCUCAUCGCCCAGAUCUCCGAUAUUCGCGAGAUCGGAACCCGCGUUGGCACCGCCUUUGCCCUCCAGUCGUUUGGUGCCCUCACAGGAAGUCCCAUUGGCGGUGCUCUUGUGAAGCAACGACAUGGCGACUAUUUGGGUCUCCAGUUGUUCUGCGGCUUCGUCAUGCUAGCCAGUGUUUUCGUCCUCUUCGUCGCGCGAUAUAUCCAGGUCGGACUCAAGUGGGCGAAGAUUUGA